CAAGCGAAGCGCACUGCUAGGGGAGCUGUAUGUCGGUUUGUGUGUCAGAAGGCUGUGUCGGUGCCUUUGCGUUUUCUCCCAAUUGGCCGACUGUGAAGCGAAUGGGCGGAGGGAAAGAGGCUACUUAGGAUGGGUAUUGUUCAGAUACUAGUCUCGGCAUGCACGUGUAACUGUUUUUCGGUAACGUUUUGAAGGAGACUUGCGCGUAAAGACGAUGGAAAGAGGUCACCGUAUUAAAGACGUUGUAUCGUCAGUCUUGCAAUAGCGUGCGCUUCGAUCUGAUUUCAGACUCGCGCGAUUCCUACUAAACCGGGUGAAGAAUUGGGAUUCCGUGCCAUUGGUGCUUGCAGGUGUUGUGUCCUUCCAAAUAGAUUGAUUUUGUCGGUUCGCCAUCAUUGGAUUUAAAACUUGGGAGAGCGCGAUAUAUCGGAGGGAUUAUUGGCUUUCUCCUGCAUACCUGGAACACUUCUGAGCGUUUCAUUCCCCGGGGGCACGAGCACACGGGGCACGAGUGGUGUGUUGUGCUGUGCUGCUGUGGUACUUGGAAAGGAGGAGCUUAGGUGCGAGUAAUACUUGCCAGCAGCUCCCCGAAACCAGUACAGGAGUGACCAGGGUGGGGUGUGACCCGUGCGGCACUGAAUCCAGCCGGCAUGGAGCAGGAGCAAGAGGAAAGUGCCCCGGUGGGAAACCAUGCUGCCAUGGCACCCCAGACGAGGUCGUCGUCGACAGAAGAGGAAUGUGGCACGGCGACACGGAGGAAGAGAAAGAAGAAGAAGGACCAAAUGGAGUCCAUCAUCGUGUACCGCUCGGACGCAGGGGAGCAGGACGCGGAUGUAGUGGAGGGGGUCUCUGGCGAGGGGGGCAGUGGUACCGGCGACAUUGCUGAGGAAGAGACGUCGUGGAGCACGCCCCCGGGCCCGGACAGCCGCUACGUGACCCUGACGGGCACCAUCACGCGGGGCAAGCGCAAGGGCCAGAUGGUGGACAUCCACGUCAGCCUCACGGACAAGGAGCUGCGGGAGAUGGCGCGCUCUAAGGAGCGGCUGGACGCUGAGUGUGAGGAGGACGCGGCGGCUGCAGGCGGAGCCCUGGCUGCCAGGAGGAGGGCCUGCACCGUAGGCCCCACACAGGGCCCUCACGUGGUGCUCUGGAGCCUCUCCUGUCUCCCUGUGGUCUUCGUCCUCUCCUUCAUCACCUCGUUUUACUACGGCACGCUCACCUGGUACAACGUCUUCCUGGUGUACAACGAGGAACGGACGUUCCUGCACAAGGUGACGCUGUGCCCCGUGCUGAUCCUCACCUACCCGUUCCUCAUCGUGGCGCUGUCGCUGUGCAUGGGCGUGUACGCCGCCGUGACGCAGCUGUCCUGGGCGUUCGCCGAGUGGUGGCUGGCCGUGCGCGACCUGGAGAAGGGCUUCUGCGGCUGGGCGUGCGGCAAGCUGGGCCUGGAGGACUGCGCCCCCUACAGCGUGGUGGAGCUGCUGGACUCGGACACGCUGUCGGGAACGCUGCAGAUGAAGAGGCUGGACGACGGAGACCAAGUGUCCUCGGUCUGAUCUCGAAAGCUGAUGUCGAGCUCAAAGCUGUCUGGCUGACCGUGUGAUGUGUGUGAGAAGAGCAGAGGGGCAGACGUGACACUGUGUCCUGUGCGGAAAAAAACAUCUAUACACAUACUGGUGUGGUGUGAAUGAGAGAUUGGUCUUCAAGUGUCCUCGGUCUGAUCUCAAAGCUGACGUCGAGCUCAAAGCUUGUCUGGCUGACCGUGUGAUGUGUGUAAGAGGAGCAGACGUUUCUGCACAAGGUGACACAAUGUCCUGUAGCAGAAAAAAAGCCCAUCUAUACACAUACUGUUGUGGUGUGAAUGAGAGAUUGGUCUUCAUGUGAGACAGAAGAUGAAGGAGGAAGACAAGGCAGAGCAAGUGUCUUCGGUCAAGUCUCUGCUGGAACUCAAAAGCUGCUCGCUGGCUGGCUGACUGGCUCAUCUGGCUCACUGAU
Molecule: messenger RNA, 1995 nt
Organism: Engraulis encrasicolus (European anchovy)
Lineage: Eukaryota; Metazoa; Chordata; Actinopteri; Clupeiformes; Engraulidae
Product: transmembrane protein 169-like
Exons: 3
Coding region: 651-1556 (301 amino acids)
Source: RefSeq, a predicted model, not a curated record